AUGUCACAAGCAGAUUGCCAUGCGGAGCAGCUGGAUGAAGUGGAAGCGUUGCAAGCCAUCUUUCCAGAGGAGAUAGAGCUGACCAGCGAUGAUGCAGGGCAGGUCGAGCUCUCCCUGCUGGUGAGUCCAGAUUUGCGGGGUGAGCUUGGCGACUCUCCUUUGUUCCUACGAGCUGCAUAUCUGCCAGAUGACGCGGACGGCAGAGGUUAUAACCUGCAGUCUCGCGCAGCAGCUGUCCCGGUCCCGGUCCCGGCUCCGGCGGCCAACGUAGUCCCCGGCGACACAGCGAAGCCACGGCUCAACCGUUCUGUCAGUGGCUUCGCGGAAGUUGAGGUACAACACUUGCCACCCGUUCAGCUUCAGCUGAAGCUGCCCGCCGGCUACCCGUCUUCUGAACCACCUGACUUUCGCUUGUCUUGCUCUUGGAUGGACUUGGACAGCCUAUCGGCGUUCUGUAGAAGCUUGGAUGACCAAUGGGAGCAAGCAAAAGGGUCUGCGAUCAUCUACACCUGGGUUGAUGUCUUGCGACAGGAAGUGCUGGAGCUCAUCCUGAAGAGUCGGGGAGCAUUGGAGGGAAAGGUUUCUAUGACACUGAAGGCUAUUGACGGAUUGCCAGCUUCUGAUCCACGGGCCGAGUCCAACUGCUCGGACCCCGUCCAGACUUUGUUGGAUUUGCUCAUGUACGAUAAGGGGAAGAGGUUGGACAUCUGGAGUCAACAGCAGCAUGUCUGUAACGUGUGCUUCUGCGAGCAUCCUGGUUCUCACUUCGUACACUUGGGCGGUUGCAACCAUGCAUUCUGCAAGACUUGCGUCAAAACAAUGGCGGAGAUCCAUGUGAAUGAAGGCAGCAUUGCUGACUUGGUGUGUCCGGAGACAGGCUGCCGAGCCGAGAUCGCGCCCAGUGCCUUGAUGCAAGUCUUGGAUGAGCCGGGCUAUGAGAGGUGGCAGACCCUGAAGCUUCGACGAGCUCUGACAACUGCGAAUUUGGUGCUCUGUCCGCGCUGUGAAGAGAUGGGCAUGGAAACGCCAGUCUUGCCGGAUCCGGUAUCUGAUUCAGAUCAAGUGGCUUCACUUCCCCCCGUGGCCAGAUGUGGCCGUUGCGAGUAUGUCUUCUGUGCUACGUGCUUAUCCUUGUACCACGGGACAGAGCCAUGUCUGGCACCAGAGGAGAGGGCACAACAAGCGGCAAUGCGUCGGCUCGGAACUGCCCAGAGUGUGGCAGAAAAGCGAAAGCUCAAACGUGAGGCACAGAAGGGAUAUCUGGUCUGUAUUGACGUAGGCGAGGACAUGCUGCCUGUCGAUGCAGCUGGCCACAUCACCGAGGACUGCGAGCCGAACGUCGCAGAAGGCGACAAGGUUAUCGCCGUACACACUGGAGUCCCAGACAAAAUCACUGGCCGAGCUUUGUGGGAUGCCAAGUUCGACAACAUAUGCAAAGGGAGCAGAAAGUCUUGGCGGGUUGUGACAGCUGAGAGUAGGCCGAUCAGCAUCCGUUUGGUUCGCACACGGGCUGAUGCUGCGAUGGAGCGGCGGCGCCAGCGCCGCCUGAUGGAAGAGCUGCUGACAUUGCGAGAAAUCGCCCGAGAGUCACAGCCUUGUCCUGUUUGCAAAGUGCGCGUGCACCGCACUGACCCCUAUGCCCAUUUCAAGACAGGAAAAUGUACAACCUUCGAUGAUGAAGAGGCAAUCUUAACCACAUUCGAUGUGGCAUGUGCCGAAAUUCCUUUUGCGGACAUUGCAGACGUCGAAUACAGGGCGUCAUUUCACACCAUUACCGUGGUGAGAACGCCUGCCCGCAGCAUUUCCGUGUCGAGUAGUUACGAGUUGCCGGCAUCUCCAAAGGAGCCAGCCAGGGCCAAGCCAACGCUGCGUCUGACGUGUAGGUCAGUCGCCAAGCUUCCAAGGGCGUGCCAGUGGUGCGGCGGCCUUGAGCCGUCCAGUGUGGAACGGUCUCAGCAUCCACCGAGCCAGCGCAAUGGGGCCUCGGCUCAGAAGGACGUGCUCGAUGCUGCAUUUCCAGGGGCUAGCAGCAAGAUGGGAGCUUCAGACCAGGACGACCCCAGCGGGCGACGAUCCUUUCUAGCGGAGCCGGAAAGGCAAGAG
Molecule: messenger RNA, 2103 nt
Organism: Symbiodinium sp. CCMP2456
Lineage: Eukaryota; Dinophyceae; Suessiales; Symbiodiniaceae
Source: the annotation of a GenBank genome assembly